Lagopus leucura (white-tailed ptarmigan) is the source of this 1601-nucleotide messenger RNA. It is a transcript of the gene THUMPD3, whose product is annotated as THUMP domain containing 3. Gene Ontology annotation, biological process: tRNA methylation. The record is from RefSeq and is a predicted model, not a curated record. Gene Ontology annotation, molecular function: tRNA (guanine) methyltransferase activity; RNA binding. The coding region runs from base 1 to 1470 and encodes 489 amino acids. NCBI's taxonomy places the organism in Eukaryota, Metazoa, Chordata, Aves, Galliformes, Phasianidae. The transcript has 9 exons.
AUGGCGGAGGCGGCCGGGCCGGAGGCGGCCGGGGAUGGCGCGGCCGUUAUCGGCGCCACCGUGCCCACGGGGUUCGAGGCGACGGCGGCCGCCGAGGUGCAGGAGAAGCUCGGCUCCGCGUCCCGGAUCAGCAGGGACCGCGGGAAGAUCUACUUCGAGGUGCCGGCCCGCUGCCUGCCCGAGGUCCAUCGGCUGAGGUCCGUGGAUAAUUUGUUUGUUGUCGUUCAGGAGUUCAAAGAUUAUCAGUUUAAGGAAACCAAGGAAGAUGCUUUAAAAGAUUUGGAAGGUUUGGUUAAAAAACUGCCUUGGACUGAUCCUUUGAGAAUUUGGGAGCUGAACAACAGCUUAAAAAAGAAAAAGACAAAACGCAAAAAGCAGAAUCUGCAGAGAACUGCAAGCAAAGAAAAGCUGCGUGAUGGUGGAGAGGAGGAGAAGGGUGACAAAGCUGUGGGGGGGCAGGAGGACUGCGCCCCAAACAUGGUGGGAACAGAGCCGGCUGUUGGCCAGAGUGCGGAGGAAACGCAAGGAGAGGCCUCGCAGAAUGAGGAGGAGGAUAACGAGCAGUCAGAGGCUAAAAACGAGCUGCGUGCCAGUUCUGGGGCUGAGACGAAGGCUGGAGAUGAUAGGAAAGAUGAAGGAGAUGCGAAGGUGUUAAAGUUCCGCGUUACGUGCAAUAGAGCCGGAGACAAGCACAGCUUUACAUCAAACGAGGCCGCAAGAGACUUCGGAGGAGCUGUGCAGGAGCACUUCCAGUGGAAGGCUGACAUGACUAACUUUGAUGUGGAGGUUCUCCUGAAUAUUCACAAUAAUGAAGUAGUUGUGGGCAUUGCGUUAACUGAGGAGAGUCUUCACAGAAGAAAUAUUACACAUUUUGGACCCACAACUCUUCGCUCAACUCUUGCUUAUGGCAUGCUUAGGCUCUGCGAUCCCCAGCCGACAGAUAUCAUCAUUGAUCCAAUGUGUGGUACAGGUGCAAUACCCAUAGAGGGAGCUAUGGAAUGGCCUGGCUGCUAUCACAUUGCUGGUGAUAACAACCCGCAAGCUGUAAAGAGAGCAGCGAGCAACAUCUGCUCUUUGCUAAAGAAAAAUGAAAAUAAGGAAAGCAGUGCUUCCUUGGCUGCACCCUUGGACAUCGUUCAGUGGGAUAUUUGCAAUCUCCCUUUGCGGACUGGCUCUGUGGAUGUCAUUGUGACAGACAUGCCUUUUGGGAAGAGGAUAGGGUCAAAGAAGAAGAACUGGGAUCUCUAUCCAGCCUGUCUCAUGGAGAUGGGGCGGAUCUGCACACCAGGCACAGGUAGAGCUGUGCUGCUUACUCAGGACAAGAAAUGCUUCGCCAAGGCCUUGUCAAGACUGGGACACAUCUGGCGCAAAAAUCACACGGUGUGGGUGAAUGUAGGGGGGCUUCAUGCUGCAGUGUAUCUUCUGAAACGCACCUGGGAAAGAGUGGAAGAAAAAAGGUCAUUCUGGUAAUAGCCUGUGUGGAAGAAGACAGCAGACACCUCCAGAACUUCCAGAUGAGCAGACUGGUGAAGGAAACAGCUGAGAGUGUGUGUCUCUGUUCCUAAGCAGAAGGCAAUAAAUGUGAGAACUGCUUAAUGUGA